AUGAGCAUUGAAGAGUUCAAGCAGGUUCUCCCUACGGCGCGAGUCCUGUUGACCGGUGGCGACUGCGUCGAACAAUGGGGCCUCCUCUUGGAACGCUACGAUGGCGGCUUGCAGGGUCGCUUCGACAUCAAACCGCUCAAUAUUCUUUACCAAUACUUCCCAGGCCAGGAUGGCGGUAUCCCACAUGUGGCAGUCGCCGCAGCUGAUUUCGGCUUUGCCGCCACACUGGAACGCCCGACUCCGAUUCGAAAUUCUUGCCCGGAGCUGGAGCAAGCACCCCGCGUGCGGAAUGUCGACUGGGCUGCUGUCGGUAUCGAUGUAUCUGAUGACGAAGUUGCCACAACGAUUUCGACAGUGCGCAUGACAGUUACCAAGGGCAUGUCUCUAUCUGAAGAGGCACGGAUUGAUUUAGUUGACAUCUGUUUUUGCGUCUCUCCCAAGGGUCUCUUGGCGCUGGCUGAGCAGUUGGUUUAUGCGAUAGCUGGCGCAGUGCAAAAAUACAUCGGUUCUAUAUAUACUGCGGACCCUCAUCUUCAGGUACUUCCGGAGGAUCCUCCGUCUGACGUCUUCCAACCAAUUCGAGAUGGACUGCAGAUUUCGAUGUCUAGUGCGACUGUCGUGGGGCGGGCUGUCGACCAACAAGUGAGACAGAUUUUCAUGGUGGCGUGGGCGACGCUCGACCGAGACCUUCGCCAAGCGUGCCGGUACACGGCGGACGAGGCGUCAAACCCAGCAGUGCGCGCCGCAGUAGAGGCACUUCGAACAGGAUACGCGCCCGUUCCACAUGCAGCCAAACAAUAUUACGACUUGGUGUAUGCCAAGUUCAGAGACCAGGCGGAAGACCUGGAAUUUGGUCUCCCCUAA
Besnoitia besnoiti is the source of this 864-nucleotide messenger RNA. RefSeq lists its product as uncharacterized. Lineage: Eukaryota; Apicomplexa; Conoidasida; Eucoccidiorida; Sarcocystidae. The record is from RefSeq and is a predicted model, not a curated record. Bases 1 to 864 code for a protein of 287 amino acids. The transcript has 6 exons.